GUGUGAACUAAGCGGAGGUGAAGAAGAGGAGGAUGAAGCUGGGAGCUGAGGAUGGGAGGAAGAGUGUAGUGAGAGAGACAGGCUGGCUAUCAAGGGCUGUGUGUGCAUGCCUGCAAGUGUGAGUGCGUGAGUGUGAGAGGGAUUCGGUGGGACUUCGUAAUCGGACUGAAACAAAGACGCAUUUUAGCCGACCUCGGAGACAUUGUAACGGAAACUUUAAACUUUUACCCGCCAGAUCCUCGCCACGGUGCCGGGUCCCGGCUUUGUUUCUCGGCGGGGGAGUACUGGAAUAAAUGCAGGGAUAAAAUAGCUUCAGAUCGACAUUUUUUCACGCAAGAGGGGAAUCCCUGGGACCGUGUUUGUAAGGGGGAACGAGAGAAUGGCGGCCAACAUGUAUCGAGUUGGAGAUUAUGUGUACUUUGAGAACUCUUCUAGCAACCCCUACCUGAUCCGCAGGAUAGAGGAGUUGAACAAGACGGCCAAUGGGAACGUAGAAGCCAAGGUGGUGUGUCUGUUCCGGAGGAGGGACAUCUCGGGCAAUCUGAACACCCUGGCUGACAGCAACGCCCGAGACUUUGAGGAAGAGUCGAAGCAGCCCUCAAUGACAGAACAGCAUAAACACCAGCUCAAGCACAGAGAACUCUUCCUCUCUCGACAAUUUGAAUCCCUACCUGCCACGCAUAUAAGGGGAAAAUGCAAUGUCACACUGUUGAACGAGACGGACGUAUUAACAGGCUACCUUGAUAGAGAGGACUGCUUCUUCUACUCUCUGGUGUUUGACCCGGUGCAGAAGACACUUCUGGCUGACCAGGGGGAGAUCCGUGUGGGCUCCAAGUACCAGGCUGAGAUCCCUGACAAACUAGCCGAGGGUGAGUCAGACAGCCGUGUGCAGGAGAAGCUGGAGACUAAAGUGUGGGACCCCAACAGUCUGCUGAAGGAUUCCCAGAUUGACCAGUUCCUGGUGGUGGCUCGGGCUGUGGGGACGUUUGCUCGAGCUCUGGACUGCAGUAGCUCCAUCCGCCAGCCGAGUCUACACAUGAGUGCAGCAGCCGCAUCCAGAGACAUCACACUGUUCCAUGCCAUGGACACCCUGCAGAAGAACGGCUACGACCUGGCCAAGGCCAUGUCCACCCUGGUGCCACAGGGGGGUCCGGUGCUGUGCCGGGACGAGAUGGAGGAGUGGAGCGCCUCGGAGGCCAUGCUGUUCGAGGAGGCGCUGGAGAAGUAUGGCAAGGACUUCAACGACAUCCGCCAGGACUUUUUGCCAUGGAAGUCUUUGGCCAGUGUGGUCCAGUUCUACUACAUGUGGAAGACCACUGACCGUUACAUUCAACAGAAACGACUAAAGGCAGCUGAGGCUGACAGCAAGCUCAAGCAAGUUUACAUCCCCACCUACACCAAACCCAACCCAAACCAGAUUAUGGCCCCUGGCAACAAGCCUGGCAUGAAUGGAGCAGCCGGCUUCCAGAAAGGGCUGAGCUGUGAAAGCUGUCACACUGCCCAGUCUCCUCAGUGGUACGCCUGGGGUCCUGCCAACCUGCAGUGCCGCCUGUGUGCCUCCUGCUGGAUCUACUGGAAGAAGUACGGCGGUCUGAAGACCCCCACACAGCUAGAGGGCGCCACAAGAACUGGCACAGACGCGCCACCGCGCACCCACAUGACCCGGCAGGAAGUGCAGGGCAUGUCCCCGUUCACCAGCACGGCGGGCCGCGCCAAGCUCCUGGCCAAGAACCGGCAGACCUUCAUCCUGCAGACCACCAAGCUGACGCGCAUCGCCCGGCGUGUGUGCCAGGACAUCCUGCAGCCGCGGCGCGCCGCCCGCCGCCCCUACGCCUCCAUCAACGCCAACGCCGUCAAGGCCGAGUGUAUGAUCAGGCUGCCCAAGGCCCCCAAGACUCCUGCGAAGAACCGGCCAAUCCCGCGACCGUCCCUCGCCAACAUCGUCAAGGAGCUAGCGGUCCAGGCUCCUCUGAAGCUCAAGGCCCCGCGCAGCGCGCCCACCCCCAUCAACCGUAACCAGGGCAACCAGUCUCGCAGUGCCACCGCCCUGCUGGGCAAGAGGCCCUUCGAUAGUGUGGGCGGUCAUCCCUUCUCGGCCAAUGGGAGGCCGUUCCCAUCGGGCAUGAGGACCACCUCUCAGUCCGUCAUCAAGCGUCAGAAGGUCAGCCAGGGUGAUGCUCCCAACCCUGUGGUGUUCGUGGCCACAAAAGACACCAGGGCCCUGAGGAAGCACCUGACGCAGGCUGAGAUGCGGCGUGCCGCCCGUAAGCCCCACACGCCGGUGCGGGUCAAGCUGCCGCUGCCGUCGCGCCCGCUCCCCCUGCCCCUGCCCGUCCCCCUGCUGCCCUCCAGCACCAGCGAGCCCAUCGUCCUGGAGGACUGAAGCACUCCUCCCCAGUCUCUCACUCUCACUCUCCUCAUCUCUCUCUUUUUCAUUGCUCUCUUUCACACUUCAUGUCUCUUUCGGUUGGGUCAUUACCUUUCCGUUUCUCCCCCGUUCCCCUGUUUUUUUUCCGUUUGCAUCUGUUACCUUUCCGAAAACUAAUUAAUGUCCUCAUGAAACAAACACACACACACACAAACACACACACACACACACACACACACACACUCCCACAUCCGUUUGUCCCAUACCCCAUGAAGUUAUAAGUUACAGCCACUGGUAGUGUACAUGUAUCACAUAAAUUAUAUACACACAGACACACAAUUUAUAGAUAUCCCCACGUACAUUAGACUUUGGGAGAUAGUAGAGUUUUAAUCCAACUUUAUUGUUUAAUUACAUCUUCAAUUCCCCAAACAUCCCUUUUUUUAAAUGGCAAAUAUUUUUAAUUGUGUAAUUUAAAUCAAGUAAUGCUCAUCCUGAAGUAUGGUGAUCAAGCACACUUUGUGUUUUUUUUCCACUGGAUCUACCUGAAUUUUGUAAAUAUUACGGCAUUUUGUUUUCCUUUCUUUUCUCAAGCAGUGGGCUCAGGGAUGGCUUAGGUGUGGGAGAGGAUCCAAAUCAGUCUAGGGGAGGGGGGGACUUACCGCAUGUAACUUUUUUUUUUUAUUAUUAUUUUUUUUUGUCUUCUCUUUUCUGGGGGGUGGGGGUGUCAGGAGAGAUUUUGAUCAAGAGUUCCCCUCCUCUCCCCAACGUCGUCCACUGUCUCAGCUGUCCGUCUGUCUGUCCACCCACUGCCAUGCAGUCACAUUACACAGAAACGACCACUCCCCUCCCCUUGUGAAGUCCCAUUCCCUGAGACUCUGUUGUCCACGCGCAUACACAAAUGACUCCCUCCCUCCACUUAACAAUUAUGGAAAGGACGGUAACUUGUUUCCUUCCCCCUAUGCAGUACUGAAUAAAUAAAAUGGACAGCCUGGGUCA
This is a messenger RNA of Alosa sapidissima (American shad), 3364 nucleotides long. It is a transcript of the gene mta2, whose product is annotated as metastasis associated 1 family, member 2. The record is from RefSeq and is a predicted model, not a curated record. The coding region runs from base 380 to 2383 and encodes 667 amino acids. Lineage: Eukaryota; Metazoa; Chordata; Actinopteri; Clupeiformes; Clupeidae. Gene Ontology annotation, biological process: negative regulation of transcription by RNA polymerase II. The transcript is spliced from 18 exons. Gene Ontology annotation, molecular function: transcription corepressor activity; transcription coactivator activity; chromatin binding. Gene Ontology annotation, cellular component: nucleoplasm; NuRD complex.